AUGCUCUCUUUCCCCUCCACCUCCAUCGCGUGUUACACGAGAAGGUCCACUUCCCUGUACUUCUCGCGUUCUAUUGCAUCCUCCGUCGCCUUCACCGCACGCUCUACGAAAAACUACAGUGUUCGCCCACCCCGGAAAGUCACCACCGACGAACAGAAUGUGUCUGCUUCGGAACUUCUUGACGGCGUAUUCACUCAUUCAGAUGAGUCUCUGAAUGCGUCCGAGUCCUCCAAUACCCCUUCAUUCUUGGAGAACCUGAGGAACUACCCUCAUUGUAUUCUGCUCACCCGGGUUGGUCAGUUCUACGAGUCCUACUUCGACCAGGCCAAAGAAGUUGCACAGCUCCUCAACAUCAAGCUUGCUAAAAAAUCAUGGGACGGACAACGCUAUUGUAUGGCAGGUUUCCCCAUCGUGCAGCUGAACAAGUACCUGAAGGUCCUGGUGCAAGAUCAUCGUCGCUUCGUAGCUAUUUGCGAAGAGUUCCCUCGAGAUCCUGCACUUGGUGCCAAAGGCGGCUUCGACAGACGCGUUGUGCGAAUCGUUACCCCUGGCACUCUCAUCGACGAACCCUUCCUGAACCCUUUCGAGAAUAAUUUUCUGCUCUCCAUCACGGCCUCGCAAGCAGAGCAGGGGUUCAACACGCCUGUGGGCCUCGCGUGGAUUGAUGUCUCAACCGGCGAGUUCUACACCAAGCACGGCGCUCUUUCCACUCUCCGGGAUGACUUGGUACGUAUCAACCCCAAGGAGGUCGUGCUGGAUCAACGCCUUUCGAAAGACGACUCGUCGGCCAUUCGUCAAUUACUAUCAGAAGAAGGUUCAUUCGUCUCAUAUGCCGCAAUGCCUCAUGAGCCGCCAAUUGAAGACGCUUUGCUCUCCGAUGGGGACGCAUUAAACCCGGACGACGUUACGGCCCAAUCAGACGCUUCAUGCACCUUGCCGACUCGGUCUUCCGUCGAUGAAACCGAGGCCAUCCAGCUCCUUGUCUCCUUCAUGCAUACACACCUCAUGGAGCAUAUGCCGUCACUCAUAUCGCCAAGUCCUGAAAGCACAACGGGACGAAUGUUGAUCGACUCGCAUACCGUCAAAGCUCUCGAGAUUCGCGAGAACCUUGGAGAUGGGGGUAUGACUGGUAGUUUACUGUCUGUCAUCAAACGGACGGUAACUUCUAGUGGUACUCGACUUCUUGCCCGAUGGUUGUGUUCUCCCAGCACGUCGGUCGCCGAGAUCAAUGCUCGACAGUCGUUGGUCGCGUUCUUUCAUUCUCGUGCGUUCUUGAGACAGGAUAUACUGCAGCAUCUACGGGAGACCGAAGACGCAUCGCGAAUCAUCCAGAAACUACUUCUUGGACGGGGUUGCUUCAACGAUCUGACAAGCAUUUGCAUAUGCAUCGACACAUGGGAAAGGAUCAAGCAACGUAUCAUAACUGAGAAGUGGGAUUCAGAGGAGCGCUCAGAGUCCCCCGAGUGGACGAACAUGGAGGCGUUAUUGAAUAAGCUAGAGGAUCUAAACGCACUGGCAGACCGUAUACGGACAUCGGUCAUCCCUCGCGAUUGGACGGCAACAGAAGGCGAGCAAUCUGAGCUGCCAGACCCAGCCGCGAGUCCGCCCGCUGGCGCUCGUGAUCCCAUGAAUCCACUUGGACUGGUAGAAUGGACUGUCAAGCCCGAAUUCUCGGAAGAGCUCAUAACACUCCAUGAAAAGCUGAGGUCACUCCUGAAUACGAAGGAUUCUCUAGAGCGGAGACUGCAGAUCCAAUUCCUCGCUCCGUCCCUCAAACUACGGGCUUCUCCUGGAGCAGGCAUGUUCGUGCACCUGUCACGCAAGAAAGAUGCAGCACGACUCAAAGGCAGUCCGGAGUUCGCCCCCUUGUCUGAAAGCAGCUCCACCUGCACGUUUUUCCAUUCAGCAUGGAGUCGAUUAGGCACAGAGAUCAGCCAAACUGCAGUUUCUAUCUCGAUGGCUGAAAAGCGUGCAUUCGAAGAUUUGCGACUAGAGGUUAUCGCCCAGUCUGGGAAGCUGCGCCGGAAUGCGAAGAUCGUAGACGAACUCGAUGUCACGCUUGCUUUCGCUAGUCUCGCCACAGAGAUGCGAUGGGUACGUCCCGUCGUGAAGGAAGGAACCGCAUAUAACGUAGUCAAUGGCCGGCAUCCCACCGUCGAACUCGGUCUACUGAAAGCUGGCCGCACUUUCGUCCCUAAUGCAGUUUCAUUCACGCAAGAUGCUCAACUUCAUCUCAUCACGGGCCCGAAUAUGGCCGGCAAGUCGACGCUCCUCCGCCAGACCGCACUCAUGUCCAUCCUCGCCCAAACGGGAUCCUUCGUUCCUGCGGAUCACGCGGAACUCGGCAUCGUGGAUCGCGUCUUCUCGCGAGUCGGAGCGAAGGACGACCUCUUCAGGGACCGGAGCACCUUCAUGGUCGAGAUGUUGGAGACCAGUGACAUCUUGCACCGCGCAACACCGAAUAGCCUUGUCAUCAUGGACGAGGUCGGUCGAGGCACGACAACAAACGACGGGCUUGCCAUUGCGUUCUCAGCCAUCAACCACCUUUUGACUGUGAAUUGCUGUCGGGCGAUGUUCGCUACGCAUUUCCACGAGCUAGCAGAUAUGCUCGGGCACAACCCUGAGACGCACCGGGGACGUGGACCAUUCUCAAAAGUCGCCUUCUACUACACCGAUAUCACAGAAACCGGGGACGGAUACUUCACUUACACCCACCGAUUGAGCUCUGGGGUCAACCGCGACAGUCACGGUUUGAUGGUCGCUAAACUGGCCGGGAUGCCGCAGCCAAUGAUCGAAGUUGCGCAAUCCGCGCUCGCAUGGCUCAAGCAGCGGUCAGCAGAGCGCGUGGGAGACCGGCAGGCCCUUCAGGACUUGGGACAGACACUAGCUACUAAUCGCAUUAUGACACUUGAGACCUAA
Molecule: messenger RNA, 2919 nt
Organism: Epithele typhae
Lineage: Eukaryota; Fungi; Basidiomycota; Agaricomycetes; Polyporales; Epitheliaceae
Product: muts domain V-domain-containing protein
Exons: 11
Coding region: 1-2919 (972 amino acids)
Biological process (GO): mismatch repair
Cellular component (GO): nucleus
Molecular function (GO): ATP-dependent DNA damage sensor activity; ATP binding; mismatched DNA binding
Source: RefSeq, a predicted model, not a curated record